CUGUCCGGUUCAGUCAGUCUGCGGAGUACAGAAGGAAGUCGGGGCAGUAAAUACGUGUCAGGGUCUGUAUCUCCACACGGUUUCCCGGAGAAAGCGCACCGGACUUUCAGCGUCGUCUUCCGCAGCCGAGCCGGUCAGGCUGUCAGUCGCGUGCCGUGAAGCGCACACACACACACACACACACUUUAGACAAUGGUGGACUCCACGCUGGUUCAAGUGGGCAAGAAUCUGAGUGAAGCCAUGAGAAUACUGGGAGACGGACAUAGAGAGCUGGAGGCAGGAACGGAGAGGCGGCACCUCAGCAGAACCAGCAUCCCUGGGCCCUUGCAGGGAGAUGGUCAGGAUGUUGCCACUAUACUGCACCUUGUUCACAACCUUAUAAAUGAAGAGGAGGAGGAAGAGGACAAGCCCAGCCGACACAGGAUGCAGAAUGUGGGUGAACAGGGUCACAUGGCCUUGCUGGGUCACAGCCUGGCAGCCUACAUCUCGGUGCUGGACAGAGAACGACUGCGGAAGCUGACCACUCGGAUCCUGUCCGACACCACACUGUGGCUCUGCAGACUAUUCAGGUAUGAGAACAGUUCAGCCUACUUCCAUGAGGAUGACAGGGAUGGCCUCGUCAAAGUGUGCCGGCUGGUCAUUAAUGCCCGUUAUGAAGAAUAUGCCUCUGAGGGCUACACAGUCCUCAGCUCCAAACAGCCAGUCAUUUACCAGAGCGCCUCCGGCAGGCCUGGUCUGGGGCAGCAUCUGUGCAGCCAGCUUGGCCUGCCUCUCUCUAGCCUGUGCACAGUCCCAUGCAACACCAUCUUUGGAUCCCAACACCAAAUGGAUGUUGCACUGUUGGACAAACUAAUCAAAGAGGACGUAGAAGCUGGGAAGCUGCCUUUGCUGUUGAUUGCCAACGCAGGUACCCCUGGGGCAGGACAUACAGACAAGUUGGGUCGUUUGAAGGACCUGUGUGAUCAGUACAGUAUGUGGCUCCAUGUGGAGGGGGUCAACCUGGCAACCCUGGCACUGGGUCAGGUCACCUCUGCCAUCAUGGCAGCCAACAGAAGUGACAGUAUGACACUGACCCCAGGUCAGUGGUUGGGACUUCCUGCUGUAUCCGCUGUCACCCUUUACAGGCACGAGGACCCAGCACUGUCUCUUGCAGCAGGUUUGACCUCUAGCCAGCCGGUGGCGAAGCUGCGAGCACUGCCUCUCUGGCUCUCCCUGCAGUACCUCGGCCACAAUGGGAUUGUCCAAAAGAUCAGACAUGCCACUGCUCUGAGCCAACAACUCCUGCAGAAGCUAAAAACUCUGGCUUCCAUCAAAACAUCGGUGGAGGAUGAAGUCAGCUCUCCUGUGGUGCUAUUCAAGUUUUCCCAGGAAAUGAGUGCUGCAUCCAGUGGUGGUUCAGUGGAAGGUUACUGUGCAGGGGAGAAAGAGGUGCUUGAUGCCUUCAACAGAUGGCUGGGUGAACAGCUCGUCCAGCUUGUUCCCACCAGUGGGGUAGAUGUGGUGGAUCUUGAAGACGAGGGUACAUGUGUUCGCUUCAGCCCGCUCAUGACUGCUUCAGUUCUGGGGACCCAGCAGGGGGACAUUGAGGACCUGGUAGAGAAGCUGUCAGAGCUGAUGCCUGUGAUGAACUCCACAAUGUGCCUCAGACAGGACUUUAGAGAGGAAACCCACCGACACUCACCCUCGCUCAUAUACAUAGAGGAUCUCAGCUGGCCUGGCCUGGGUGCUGUCCGGUACGAGCCUCAGGCUGAAGGAAUGGAUGAGAGCAGGAGGAAGCAGGAGAUGGAGAAAAUUAACACUGAGCUGCUGAAGAAACUGCAAGACCUUGACACUGACAUCAUCUUCUCCACUGGCCCUGAGUUUGGGACAGAGGAGGACUGUAUCUUUGUUGGCAUGGUCACUGAGGACGUGGACGUUUCAGAGCUGGUGGAUACUAUGGCUGCCCUCGGGAGGGACAUCGAGGAGAGCGGAAGGCUUUUGGAGAACAUGACAGAGGUGGUGAGGAAAGGCAUCCUGGAGGCAGAGCUGCAGCUGCAGAAGGCCAAUGAGGAGAAGCUCAUGGAAGAGGGGCUGAUGAGACAGCUUCCUCUGGUCGGCUCUGUCUUAAACUGGUUCUCCCCAUUUCAAAGUUCCAUAAAGGGCAGGACCUUCAACCUGGCUGCAGGUUCCCUGGACUCUACAGAGGUGACAUACUCUACAAAGGCCCAGGCAGGCAGGCCGUCCCUGCAAGACACUCCCACCUCCUCAUCAAAGAGACUGCCAGGUCAGAGGUUAUUCCGGCGCUCAGGGCCAGGCUCAGACUCCUUCAGUGAAACCAGUUCCAUCGGACAAGCUGAGGAGAUAACCAGGGAGGGGAGCACCACUCUGAGCAGUAGCAUCCAUCCACCCGCCUCUCCACCUGCACCUGAGGAGGACUCACACUCUGCAAGUGAUAUCGCACCAGAGAAAAUCCCAGAGUCUUCUGUGGAGGUGCACACACAGGUGGAGGCUGAAGCGGCCUCUGAGCAGAGGCAACCUGAAGGCCAAGAAGUGGAGCAGAGUGAGAGAUAGGAUGGGAUUCUUUGCAGCUGUCCUCCAGCCGUCCUCUAAAUGGUACCAGCCUAACUAACAGAUGUUAAGGCGUUAUUACAUUGUGAAUCUAACUCUUCCACUUUUGAAGGGAAACCCGAUGGAGUUAGAUUGGGCUGUUUGUCUGUGUCCCAUUUUUUUCAGGGCAGGAAGGCUGUCGAAGUUCAUGGAAAAAUCCACACCUGGAUACUCUUACACUGUGAUGCUCAGUUCAGUGCAUUCUAGUUAUUUAGUUAUUAAGGUUUCUAAUAUGCUAUUUCUCCACAGAGAGCAUUCUGAGAAAUGUGUUUUCACACAAUUCUCAGAAUGCCUUUUAACCACUUCCAAAAAGGACACGAAAGAGUUGCUUCCCUUGAAAGGUGUAUUGGCAUGCAUACAACUUUAUUAUUGUGUGUUAGUGAAAUGAGCAGUCGAGGGGGAAAUUGUAUUAUGGGCUGUUAAGGCUACUGUAAAGGGAGAAAUGAGUAAACCUGCCUCUCCUGUGCUGAAUGUCCCCCUGUAUGUUGCCUGUGCAUCAGUGUCUUUUUUUUGUUGUGUCAUUUCUAAUUGGCCAUGUAUGCACAGAGAUAACAAGAAUACACUGAACAGCAGAAGAAGUGUUUUGGGGGGGAUUGUUCCUUUGAAGGUGGGAUGGAACAGAGCUGACAUACAGGCCAGCUGUAUGUUGCUUUUUGCAAUGAUCUCUCUGUCAGUUGAUGACUUUGAGAUUAGAGAGCAGAGGACUAGUCAUAUUGCACACAGAAUUUCUUUAGCUUUAAAGAGAAAUAUGAUUGGUUCAGGAGUCUCCAUUUAAUACUCCACUCACUCAACUGGAAAUGAAGCAGUUCAAUAUUAAAGGAAUGAGUGUCACUGCAAUUAAAGUAUAGAUUCCUCACUGUAAAUAGUCUACACAAAUGAUAUAUAGCUAACAAUCCAAAUGCUAACUAUAAUUAUUUCUAACAUAAUAAAUCGCUAUAGAAGGAGUAGAGUAUCACACUCUAUUUAAAUAUGUCUACUGAUAAGAGCCAUCUGCUUAUGAGCUUCAAACACUCCCUUCAUGUGUGCACUCCCCACAAUCACAGCAAUUACUGCUGGAGAGAAAAGAAAUCUUCAAUAAAGUCUGAAGAUUUUGAGAAAAAAAUUGCAAUGAUAUAAAAAUAACAUAUCUUCAAGUAUUUCCAUGAGAAAAAGUCACAAUAUCACAAGAAUAAAGUUGUCAUUAAUACAAAAAUGAAGUCCACAUGGGAAAGUUGCUAAUGCUAAUUUAAGAUAAAGUUAUAAUUCUUUGAAGAAAAAGUUACUUUUAAGUCAUGAUCCCUGAGAUAAAGUUGGGGUUUUAUGAGAAGAUUACAAGAUAAAACUGUAAUUGUACAAGAGGAAGUCCUGUUAUGACAUUAAGUCAUAAUUUUGCAAGAAUAAGUCAUGAUAUUACAAAAAUAAAGUCAUAGUUUGAAAACUUGAUUUUUAUAUUUCAAGAACAGCAAAAUGCUGUUGUUGGUUUGGGUCAAGUUGAUCACAUGUGGAUCUAGUACCCCUACCUGACUUUACACAUACAGUAUACAGCUACUAUUUUCCCUUUCAAAAGACCUACAGCUACGGUGUGUAUGUCCUAACUACGUCAUGUCCUCCGUCCCUCUGCUUGACUGAAUUCCACUUUAACAUUCACCCAGUGCUGCAUAUGUCGUCACACAGACACCUUCAGUUCAUCUCGGUGUCCUUAAAUAUGUAAUAAGGUGCUUAUUAGUGAAACAUAAAAACUCCUAAUUUUGGCAGGAAAGAUGUCAGACUGUUCUCUGCACUACUCUCUACAGCAGAGUAUUCAAAUAUACAUUUAUGUCAUUACCUUACAAAUCCAAUUUUUUCUCAUAAAAUUGUGACUUUAUUUUCAUAAUGUUCAGAUUUCUUUUUAAAUUAGGACUCUUUUUCCAAAUAUACUUCAUUCUCAACUCUUAAAGUUCUUUUAUAACAGUCACCCUAUUGUAAACUCCACAUUUGUGAAUCAAAGUGAGAUUUAGAAUAAUGAUAAUUUGUAAUUGCGCAUGCAAUUAUUGCCAGAGUAAUGUUCAUUUUUUGAUCUCUAUGUCAGUUUAUUUUUGCCAAUAAUGCAACGUGAGCAAAAAGUGGCCUUCUGUCACAGAGGAGGGCUCAUCUACAGGUAUUUACUCUAUGAGGAAUAUUUCUUUUCUUUGACAAAAACAUCCUGCCAGACCUGAGUCAAAGUGCUUUCUGUCCUGGAUUACCGUUAAAACAUUAUCCAAGUGCCAUGUGAAAGGGCCAAGUAGAUGUUUGGGUUUAUUUUUUGUUUGCUUAUUUGUUUCUUUUGUUUGUCUUUUUUUUUGUGGGUAGACAAUUGAGUUGAUUCUGCUAGGCUUGGAAAUUCACCCACCCUCCCAAACAUGCUAGCUUUUUUUCCCCUUCCCUUUGAUUUGUGUUGGUCUAAAUAAUCACUGAUAGCACAGGCUAACAAUUAUGAGCAUGUUGUAUGCACUUUAUUAAUGUUUCUGUCAAUGGGUUCUGUGUGUAGAAGUUCACAACAUUCAGUGUCUGUAUGUCAGACAUUUUCAGGGUAGACUGCAAAGACCCCAGUACACUGUGUGUGUCCGGCCAUCCCAAAUGAAAGUCAGUCAAUCAUGACAGAAAUGUAGCGAAAUCAGCGGUCGUCAGUCCCAAACUGUGUUCGUAGAUUUCACUGUGGGUCACGUCCACUGAAGCUGAUUUAGAGCUUUGGAGACCAAAACAGCCAGAGUAAAUAUCCUGACAGGGUCAGAAAUUUAGGAGUACUUUCUCACAGUGUGACUGCCAGCACAACCCAAAUCUACAAACCAACCAAUUAGAAUACAACUUGAAGUGACACAGAAAACCUCGUCCAACAUGACAUUGGAACUGCUAACCCUCUGAUGACAGAUAUAGAUACAGAUACAGCCUGGCACAGGUUGAACAAGUGACCAACAUUGUGCUAGACUGCCUUACACAGUGUGACAAGUAACAAACCUGGGACAUCCCGCUAUCACACCUUGUCUUGGGGCCUCAAUGCAUCACUGAAAGUGUUGGAACUUUAUUUUGGCCAAGAAAACUUGAGAAUAACAGGAAAUUGAAGUGUAUCCUAAAUGCAUAUUUAAUAGGAAACUUCUCUGAACAUGCAAACAUCUGUCGUCUGACAUUUAGCGUUUGGUUGCAAAUUUAGACAACACGAAGGACAGCUCCUCAGCAGUGAGGGAUUGUCACUGUUUUAUAUGCCUUUUGGAACUGAGUGGGAGUGAAUGAGCCUCAGUAAGUCUGGCAGAGUGGUUUCGAAUUUGCUUCCAUAGAGGUGCCUGAUUGUACAAAAUGUCUAAGAAUGAAAGCCCAGAACACAAAUUUGGCUGGAGUUGUCCGUCAGUACAUUGAGCCACUGGAGGAACAUUUACUGUAAACAGCUGUGAAACGUGGAUUAAGUCCAGUGGUUUGAUAAGGAAUUAACCCAGUGAGAAAGAAGAUUAUGAAAGAAUCUAUUUUAGCUUUAUUGCACUUGUUCUGUUGAUGAUUCUAUACUACUGUUCUUUAUUUAAUUUCUUCUAUGGUGUAAAUGAAGUAGAAUCUUCUUAUGAUUAUUUCUGUUAUGUGAUUAUAAUGCAAAGCUAAAUCAAUAACUUUAUAACCUUCCAAGAACAUGUUUGAUGAAAACCUUUGAUUUGAUAUAAUGAAAUGUCCUGGACCAUC
Chelmon rostratus (copperband butterflyfish) is the source of this 6246-nucleotide messenger RNA. It is a transcript of the gene pdxdc1, whose product is annotated as pyridoxal-dependent decarboxylase domain containing 1. Gene Ontology annotation, molecular function: carbon-carbon lyase activity; pyridoxal phosphate binding. The record is from RefSeq and is a predicted model, not a curated record. The coding region runs from base 193 to 2550 and encodes 785 amino acids. Gene Ontology annotation, cellular component: intracellular membrane-bounded organelle. Gene Ontology annotation, biological process: carboxylic acid metabolic process. Lineage: Eukaryota; Metazoa; Chordata; Actinopteri; Chaetodontiformes; Chaetodontidae. The transcript has 23 exons.